Molecule: messenger RNA, 1393 nt
Organism: Fomitiporia mediterranea MF3/22
Lineage: Eukaryota; Fungi; Basidiomycota; Agaricomycetes; Hymenochaetales; Hymenochaetaceae
Product: alpha/beta-hydrolase
Exons: 8
Coding region: 100-1275 (391 amino acids)
Biological process (GO): epoxide metabolic process
Molecular function (GO): epoxide hydrolase activity
Source: RefSeq, a predicted model, not a curated record
AUACGCUUCCGGUUUUACUUGUGACUCAGCCUGUGAAUAUUCGAGUCCAAGAUAAAGGGCAGAGCACCGUAAUACGUAUAAUCUCUGCCUUCCGCUAUCAUGGCUUUCGGUACUCCCAAACGUAUCGACAUCAGAUACGGUGCAGAAAUAGUACAGAACAUGCUUUCCUUGCUUGAGUCUGCACCAUUUCCUGACAGGGCGCCAAUCGACGCAGACACUCCUUGGAAGCUCGGCAUUGAAUACGAGUACCUCAAAAACCUCAGAGAGACGCUCUUGACCCAGUGGAGCUGGGAAUCCCUCGAAAGCGAAAUCGAAAAAUUCGAUAAUUAUCUGGUUCACUACGAGGAUGAAGGCGAUGUUCUGGACUUGCAUUUUGUACACGUGAGGAGCUCAAGGUCGGAUGCGAUACCUCUUAUACUUCUGCAUGGUUGGCCAGGGACCUUCUUCGACUUCCACAAGGUCAUUGAGCCAUUGACCAAUCCGCCAAGUUCGCACCUCCCGGCAUUUCAUAUAGUGAUACCAUCGCUACCUGGGUACUUCCUUUCGACACUCCCAAGGCGUGACGGAUGGGGCCUUGCUGACACCGCUCGUGUCUUUAACGGCCUCAUGACUUCCGUUCUCGGGUAUACGAAAUAUGUUGGGCAAGGUGGAGAUUGGGGAUCUUACAUUUUACGUGUGAUGGGAUGCCUCUUUCCGGACUCCGUCUCCCUUAUGCACUUCAAUAUGUUCAGGACAGUACCCGUGCAAAAUAGAGACCAAUCCACCCUCUCUGAAGUAGAGAAGCGAAUCGUAGCGCGAGGAGACGAGUUUGCGAUCACCGGUAGAGGAUAUAACCAGAUUCAAGCGACCAAACCAUUCACCAUCGGAAUUGCGAUCGCGUCUUCGCCUCUCGCACUUCUAGCGUAUAUAGGAGAAAAGUUCUAUGGAUGGUCCGAUCCUGAACGACUUGAUGGUCAAGACGUGCUGGAUACUGUCGCUCUGUACUUCUUGAGCAAGUGCUUUCCUACAUCGGUACUCAUAUACAAUCAGGCCAAAGAUCGCGCAGAACUCGUCGAAGCAGCCAAAGGAAACAAGUGGCUCCUCAAAAACAAGUUUGGUGUCUCUGCCUUCCCGUACGAGAUAGGUGUUUCCCCUAGGCAUGACAUUGAGCCAUACGGCCCACUCGUUUACUACAAAGAGCAUACAAAUGGCGGACAUUUUCCCGCUCUCGACAGUCCGACUGAAUUCGUGGAUGAUCUGAGAGAGUUUGUCGGAGAGCAUUGGGUCCGUGCAUGAAAUUUUGGCGUUUGAUGCAGCAUGAGAGACGAGGGAGGUCAUUAGUACGAAGGAGGUCGUGUAAGAGAAAGAAUGGGCUAGCCAAUGUAAUAGCCGGGUGAAUAAUUCGAACAAAGGG